Molecule: messenger RNA, 1005 nt
Organism: Humulus lupulus (European hop)
Lineage: Eukaryota; Viridiplantae; Streptophyta; Magnoliopsida; Rosales; Cannabaceae
Product: vacuolar protein sorting-associated protein 2 homolog 1
Exons: 5
Coding region: 165-842 (225 amino acids)
Biological process (GO): late endosome to vacuole transport; endosome transport via multivesicular body sorting pathway; protein transport
Cellular component (GO): ESCRT III complex; multivesicular body
Source: RefSeq, a predicted model, not a curated record
CAGUUGGGUGGGCACAACGCGUAAGAAUUGGGACGAUCAAAAGCUUUAUUUCUCUCUUUGUUUCCAUACAAACCAGAGAAGACGACUAUUCGAUCUAUUCCGAUCCGAUCAGAGAUUCUAAUUAAGUUUGCUUUUCGACCGUUUGGACCGUUUGAUCUAGCGCCAUGAGUUUUCUCUGGGGAAAGCGAAAAACUCCAGCAGAACUUCUGCGGGAAAACAAGAGAAUGCUGGACAAAUCAAUCAGAGAAAUAGAAAGGGAGAGGCAAACUCUUCAGUCGCAAGAGAAAAAAUUAAUUCAAGAGAUAAAGAAAAGUGCCAAGCAAGGGCAAAUGGGAGCUGUGAAAGUUAUGGCGAAAGACCUCGUUAGAACGAGACAUCAGAUUGAAAAGUUUUACAAGCUCAAAUCACAACUUCAGGGAGUAUCUCUUAGAAUCCAGACUUUGAAAUCCACACAAGCAAUGGGAGAGGCAAUGAAAGGUGUGACAAAGGCAAUGGGGCAAAUGAAUAGACAGAUGAACCUGCCAUCACUACAGAAAAUUAUGCAAGAGUUUGAGAGGCAGAAUGAGAAGAUGGAGUUAGUAUCUGAAGUGAUGGCUGAUGCAAUCGAUGAUGCUUUGGAAGGAGAUGAGGAAGAGGAGGAAACAGAUGAAUUGGUAAACCAGGUGCUCGACGAGAUUGGAAUUGACGUCAACCAAGAGCUUGUUAAUGCGCCAUCAGCAACUGUUGCUGCACCAGCUGCUAAGGCCAAAGUUGCUCAAGUGGAAACAGCAACAGCAGGGCCCGAAGACGGUGGCAUAGACAGUGAUUUACAGGCGAGGUUAGAUAAUUUAAGAAGGAUGUAGUAUUUCCUUCAUGGCUUGUAUACUAUUCAUAUACUUUUCUUUCUACUAUUGUGAAAAGUGAGAAUUCAGCUGGACCCAUUUAUAGUAUCUGUGAUUAUUCAAGAAUGUGUGGAUUCAGGGUUUGGAACAUGGAAAUCUAAUAAGAUUACAUUUGAUGAUUAAA